GCCACCGGGAGCAGCAGCCCUGGUCUCCUGCGCCUUCUCCAGCGGACUUUUCCUUUGUUGUUUGUACGUCAGGGUCUGUUUAUGGUCUCAUUUUCACGUUAUUUGUUCAGCUGCGGAAAGAUAACCAACUAACUUGAUGUGGUAGCUCUGCUAAUCGAUUUAAUCACCAACUAAAUUGAAGAAGAAAAUUACCCCUCUCUCGUUUAUCAUUUUGAUUAUAGACCAAGAAAACGACUCUGCCCUAAAACUUACAGCCUUGGCAAGUGCAGCUCUGAAUUCAGAAGGAACAGAGAAACCCUGUAAUUCUCAGGUUUCUUAGAUGAAGAUAAGCCUUCACUUCCUGUUGCUAUUCCAUCAGAACCAAACAUUUGAAUUCUACUUUCAACUUCCCUCUUCUCUCGCUCUUCAAUUUAAUUGAAAGGACUACUGGACCUUGGAACAGGCAUCCAUGGAGUGCUAAUGAAAUCUUUGCAAACUACCCCUGGUGGAACUUUGAAGAUCUAUAGAAAUUUUUUCAGGGGUUACAAUCCUGAACCAGAAGUUAAGGCAAUUUGGUUUUGAUGCUGUGCCAGACAUCUUCCGACAAUGAGUUACUGGAACUUGGAGAAGAGGAGCUGUGUGCAGUACCGCAGGCAUUUUCUGGUGGACAACAGCGUGUUUCAUGUUGAAAGAUGCAUGAGUGUAAUGCAGUCGGGGACACAGAUGAUCAAGCUGAAGCGUGGGACCAAAGGGCUCGUCCGGCUGUUUUACCUAGACGAGCACCGGACCCGCCUCCGAUGGAGACCCUCCAGAAAAAGCGAGAAGGCAAAAAUACUCAUUGACUCCAUUUACAAAGUCACCGAGGGUCGGCAGUCUGAAAUAUUCCACAGACAAGCUGAGGGGAACUUUGACCCCAGCUGUUGCUUCACCAUCUACCAUGGAAAUCACAUGGAGUCCCUGGACCUCAUCACCUCCAACCCAGAGGAGGCCCGCACCUGGAUCACAGGCCUCAAGUACCUCAUGGCUGGCAUCAGUGAUGAAGACUCCCUUGCAAAACGGCAGAGGACCCAUGACCAAUGGGUGAAGCAGACCUUUGAAGAAGCUGAUAAAAAUGGCGAUGGCUUAUUGAAUAUUGAAGAGAUACACCAGUUGAUGCAUAAACUAAAUGUCAAUCUGCCCCGAAGAAAAGUCAGACAAAUGUUUCAGGAAGCAGAUACAGAUGAGAAUCAGGGAACUUUGACAUUUGAAGAGUUCUGUGUUUUUUAUAAAAUGAUGUCAUUGAGACGGGACCUUUAUUUGUUGCUUUUGAGCUACAGUGACAAGAAAGAUCACCUAACUGUGGAAGAACUGGCUCAAUUUUUGAAGGUGGAACAAAAGAUGAAUAACGUGACCACAGACUAUUGUCUUGACAUUAUAAGGAAAUUUGAAGUUUCAGAAGAAAAUAAGGCGAAAAAUGUUCUUGGCAUAGAAGGCUUCACGAACUUCAUGCGCAGUCCAGCAUGUGACAUAUUUAACCCACUGCACCAUGAAGUGUACCAGGACAUGGACCAGCCCCUGUGCAACUACUACAUUGCGUCCUCCCACAACACGUACCUGACUGGGGACCAGCUCCUUUCUCAGUCCAAAGUGGACAUGUAUGCACGGGUGCUGCAAGAGGGCUGUCGCUGUGUGGAAGUUGACUGCUGGGAUGGCCCAGAUGGAGAGCCGGUAGUACACCAUGGCUACACUCUCACUUCCAAGAUUCUCUUCAGAGACGUUGUGGAGACCAUCAACAAGCACGCCUUUGUGAAGAACGAGUACCCGGUUAUCCUGUCCAUUGAGAAUCACUGCAGCGUCCAGCAGCAGAGGAAGAUUGCAAAGUACCUGAAAGGAAUAUUCCAAGACAAGCUGGAUCUGUCAGCUGUAGACACAGGAGACACCAAGCAGCUCCCAAGCCCUCAGAGCUUGAAAGGCAAAAUCCUAGUGAAGGGCAAGAAGUUGCCUUAUCACCUUGGGGAUGAUGCAGAGGAAGGGGAAGUUUCUGAUGAAGACAGUGCAGAUGAAAUUGAAGAUGAGUGCAAGUUCAAACUCCAUUAUAAUAAUGGGACCACUGAGCAUCAGGUGGAAUCUUUCAUAAGGAAAAAACUGGAGUCACUGUUAAAAGAAUCUCAGAUUCGAGACAAAGAAGAUCCUGAUAGUUUCACAGUGAGGGCGCUAUUGAAGGCCACACAUGAGGGCUUAAAUGCACACCUGAAACAGCAUCCGGAUGUGAAGGAAAGUGUAAAGAAAUCACAUGGACGAUCCCUCAUGACCAACUUUGGAAAACAUAAGAAAACCACAAAAUCACGGUCUAAAUCUUACAGUACUGAUGAGGAGGAGGAGGUGCAGCAGAAUCAUGGCAAGGAGACCAGCCAGCUCUACAGGUUGGGUCGCAGAAGGAAAACCAUGAAGCUGUGCCGGGAGCUGUCUGACUUGGUUGUGUACACAAACUCCGUGGCAGCCCAGGAUGUUGUGGAUGAUGGAACCACAGGCAAUGUGUUAUCAUUCAGUGAGACCAGAGCACAUCAGGUGGUUCAGCAGAAAUCGGAACAGUUCAUGGUUUAUAACCAAAGGCAGCUCACGAGGAUUUACCCCUCCGCUUACCGCAUUGAUUCCAGUAACUUCAACCCCCUGCCCUACUGGAACGCAGGCUGCCAGCUGGUGGCGCUCAACUACCAGUCUGAAGGGCGAAUGAUGCAGUUAAAUCGAGCCAAAUUCAAGACAAAUGGCAAUUGUGGCUACGUCCUGAAACCCCAGCCGAUGUGCAAAGGUACUUUCAACCCUUUCUCUGGUGAUCCGCUUCCUGCCAACCCCAAAAAGCAGCUCAUCCUCAAAGUGAUCAGUGGACAACAGCUCCCCAAACCUCCAGAUUCCAUGUUUGGAGAUCGAGGCGAGAUCAUUGAUCCUUUUGUUGAAGUUGAAAUUAUUGGAUUGCCUGUAGAUUGUUGUAAAGAGCAAACCCGUGUGGUGGAUGACAAUGGAUUUAACCCUGUGUGGGAAGAAACCCUGACAUUUACAGUGCACAUGCCAGAAAUAGCUUUGGUUCGGUUCCUUGUGUGGGAUCACGAUCCUAUUGGACGAGACUUUGUUGGGCAACGAACGGUGACCUUUAGCAGCCUGGUGCCAGGCUACCGGCAUGUCUAUUUGGAAGGAUUGACAGAAGCAUCCAUAUUUGUCCACAUAACAAUCAAUGAAAUCUAUGGAAAGAACAGACAACUCCAAGGUCUGAAGGGACUGUUCAACAAGAAUCCCAGGCAUGGUUCCUCAGAGAGCAAUUCCCAUUAUAUUCGGAAACGGUCAAUUGGAGAUAAAAUUCUGAGACGCACUGCCAGUGCUCCAGCCAAAGGCAGAAAGAAGAGCAAAAUGGGCUUCCAGGAAAUGGUAGAGAUAAAGGAUUCAGUGUCAGAGGCCACAAGAGACCAAGAUGGGGUCCUGAGGAGGACCCCACGGAGUUUGCAAGCACGCCCUGUCUCUAUGCCUGUGGACAAAAGUCUUCUAGGGGCUUUGUCGCUGCCUAUAUCUGUAACAGAAAGAGACACUGAAGGCAAAGAAAACUCCCUGGCAGAAGAUAAGGAUGGCAGAAGAAAAGAGAAAGCAAGUAUAAAAGACCAACAUUUUCCAAAUUUCAGCAAAAAGUUAUUCUCUUCCUCAAGCGCGCUCCACCAUGAAGACACCAGCCAACAGGACUCUGCUACUUCUCUUGCCAGAAUGUCAGUCAUGGGAGAACAGUCAGGAGUGCCAGGUGCUAAGGGCGGGGGACCCAAAUCAAAUGUACCAAGUGAUUACCAGGAUAACCAGAGCCCCAACCAAUCCGUCCCACCAAGGCAGCAUUUGGCUCCUGAUUCUGCAGCUAACCCAACCCAAGACUUCUGUGGUAUGAAAGCCAAAGAAAAUGGGAAUACUGGAGGCUUUGUGGAGGAGAAAAGCACAUCGGGGAGCAUCCUUUCUCAAAGCAACCUGGAGAUCAAGAACUUAGGAGGAAAUUGGGGUAAGGGCAGAGCUGCAACAUCCUUCUCGCUGUCAGACGUCUCCGCGCUCUGUCCUGACGUGCCUGACUUGCAUUCUACUGCAAUUCUGCAGGAGAGUGACCUUUCCCAUCUAAUUGAUGAUGUCACUUUAACACAGGAGAAUGAGGUGGGUAGCUCCAUCUCAGCGUUGAUUGGCCAGUUUGAUGAGACAGGUGCUCAGGCUGAUCUCCCCGUUCUUUCUCCUCUCCCAAAGUCUGGAGUGCUACCACACCAUCCCUUGCCCACCAGGGACCUAGACCUACCCCUCAAGCAUAGUUUUCCCCAGAGAAAAACCACGGCAUCCCUGCUGUGUUUAUCUCCUAAGCGGACUGCUUUCUCAGGUCCCGAGAUCUUGGAACAAUCUACACAUACAGUUGUUCGAGAAACUGCCUGUACUACUGCCUCUAAAGUGAAACCAGAAGAUGAACAUUCUGGUAAGGCCAAGACGGGGGCUGUGGAAGAUAAGCUGCCUCCGAUUUCUCAUGCUCCUCACUGCUGGUCACCAAAAACUCCCACUAAUGGAAAAGACUGGGAAAGGCUGAGGAAGCACAGCCCUGCCACUUCCACCAACUUGACAAUGGAGGAUGUCAUAGCUGGUGCCACUCUCUGUUUAAAUUCUGGGGAAAGUAGCCUCGUGGAGAUGGAUGGAGAUUCAGAAAAUCUGUCCCUAACAACCUGUGAAUAUCGGAGAGAGGGCACCAGCCAUCUGGCUUCUCCCUUAAAACUGAAGUAUGCUCAGGAUGUGCUGGAACAUUAUCCAAGAGGUUUGAGAAAUGGCUACUGUAAAGAUACUCUCCACCCUUCUGUCCCUGAAAUGUUCAACAGUGUUGAAGAUGUCAAAAAUCAAAGUGUUUCUCCCCUAGCCUAUCAGGGUGCUGACUUUGUGCAUAAUCGUGUCUCAAACUCAGAUGCAAAAAUGAACCAGACCUGUGUGCCCCUGUCUAGUGCUAAAGACAUGCAUGUACCUGCACCCACACAGUCCCCAUGGUCCCCACGGCCGCCUCCACCUGCUCUGAAGCUACCCAGUCCUUGCAAAUCCAAAAGUCUGGGAGACUUAACUUCAGAGGACAUCGCUUGCAAUUUUGAAAGCAAGUACCAGUGUAUUAGUAAGAGUUUUGUUACACCUGGCAUUCGAGAGAAGGUGGCCAUGAGUGUAAAGACAGAUUCAUUGGAGCCUAUAGAUGCUCUCACGGAGCAGCUGCGGAAGCUUGUGUCCUUUGACCAGGAAGAGGGCUGCCCAAUGCUGUAUUCAAAGCAGGAUGCCAAUCAGCUCCCCAGGGCGCUUGUCAGAAAGUUGUCAUCCAGAAGUCAGAGCAGAGUGCGCAAUAUUGCCAGCCGUGCCAAGGAAAAGCAGGAAGCCAACAAGCAAAAAGGUGUGAACCCCAGCAAUAUAGGGGGAGUGGUUCUCCGGAGCAAGCCCAGCGCACCCCCACCCCUGGGCAUUCGGCACUCCACCGGCUCCUACAUCGCGGGCUACCUGGGCUCCAAAGGUGUGGAGGGCCGUGGCAUCCCCGAGGGCUGCGCCGCCCUGCGCUCCGGCCACUUGGACCAAUUCUGUUCCGAUAACUCGGUUUUGCAGACUGAGCCAUGUAGUGAUGAUAAACCAGAAAUUUAUUUUCUUUUGAGACUGUGAAUUACAUAAAAGCUGCAUUUUCAAUGUUUACAGGUAACCUGUAGAUUGUCAGUUUUCAGUAAUUAUGGCCCUUGGAUUUGAAAUGAUUUUAAAAUGUAUUUUUAAACUUGGAUUUUGGUCUCCCUUUGGUUCCACGUGUUUCUGCAUUUGUAUAUAGAUUCUGUGACAUUUCCCACCUACUAUCACCUUUCUCUCCUGAGUUGUAAACCUACUGGUAUGAAAUGUGUGCAUGCCCUAGAUGUGAAACUUCUAGCAGCUUGGGUUAUAAUGUAUGUGUUUUGCCAGGAUGCUCUUUACUCUGUCCUCAGAUUAUAGUCACAAAUGUAUUCAUUUCUACUCUCUGUUGAGCUAAUUAAGAGACUUUGCAAAUAACAAAGGGAUGAAUUUACUUUAAAGCCUUUAUCACCUUUCCUAGUUUGCCUUCUCUGUUGAGAAGCCCAGAUGCAUUUUUACAACUCCGUUAAAUGAAGAUUAAAGUACCUUACCUCUUAAGACUUUUCCAAUCCAUUCAGAAUGAGACUUCCAAGGAGAUUGGUAGUUGAUCCUUCUGCACCAUUAAUUUUAGAGUAGGCUGAGGUUGUAAGGAAUAAAACAAACUUCUGUAUAUAAGGACAAAAUUGUUUGUUUUAGAUACAUUUUGUUACAUAUUUUUGCUAAUGGCUUUGUAUGUAACAAGAACAGAGUUGCCAAGCUA
Talpa occidentalis (Iberian mole) is the source of this 6331-nucleotide messenger RNA. It is a transcript of the gene PLCH1, whose product is annotated as phospholipase C eta 1. Bases 586 to 5637 code for a protein of 1683 amino acids. Gene Ontology annotation, biological process: lipid metabolic process; phosphatidylinositol-mediated signaling. Gene Ontology annotation, molecular function: calcium ion binding; phosphatidylinositol-4,5-bisphosphate phospholipase C activity. NCBI's taxonomy places the organism in Eukaryota, Metazoa, Chordata, Mammalia, Eulipotyphla, Talpidae. The transcript is spliced from 25 exons. The record is from RefSeq and is a predicted model, not a curated record.